GACGCAUGCAUCACCGUUAUGUCUGCUUCCAUGGCUUAUAGUUUGCAUUCGUGUUUCUGACGUUCGUGUAUUGAGCGACGCAAGUUCUUUGCGUGAUAUCCCGUUGCCUUCCCGAGUCGGCCUUCUUGUUUCGUUGUUAAAGAACACCAAACUUUGUGUACAGACUAGCAGUUUUAGUCAUGGCUGGCAUCAGUGAAGAGAGACGCAAAGAGAUGGAAGAAGAGAUGAGCCGGUUCGAGCAGGAGAUAUCCAUGCCUGAACCGGGGCACCCUGUUGGUGCCGAAGGUCCACCACCAGGACCGAGGCUUCCUGCAGGACCUGCUCUGAGGCCACCAAGGCUAGCCCCUCCACCCCCACCACCCCCUCCGUUAGCAGGCCCUCCAAUGCCUCCCACGGGACCUCCGCCUCACAUGCAAUUCAUCCCUCAUCAGCUGCGUCACCUCCGUCCGCCACCACCACCGCCGCGUAUGGCGCCGCCACCACCCUUCAUCGGCGGACCUCUUGUGCCUCCACCUCCCCCACCACCAUCAUUCCUCACGCCAACCAACAUGGCGGCAGUGCGUCCUCUCCCUGGGCCACCUGAACCACCACCAGCUGUCAUUAUUCCUGCACCGCACCUGCCAACGCCAGUUGUGGCAGCGCCGCCACCACCUCCUCCUGCUACCAUGUCCAAUGUCAUCAUCGCCGCGCCAACUGUGUACUCAGCGCCGCCCCUCAGGAAGAAUGCUGCGGCUGUAGUUUCAGUCGUGGCUGGCCCAGCCUUCCCAGCCCAGCCUGUCAGCGUGAUUCCCAUGCCGGUUGUGCCGGUAGCGGACAGCAACAAAGCCGAGACCUUAAAAGAGACCAAGUCCAAGUCUUCCAAGCAGUCCUCCCACAAGUCAUCAGAGAAACAGAAGUCGUCUGAUCGGUCAGUGGAGAAGACAAAGGCUGCUGAGAAGUCGGCCCCUGCUGGUAGUGAGGAAGCGGGCUCUGCAAAGAAACGGAAGAAAGAGAAACGUCUGCUGCGGACAGCAGGACAGCAGACGUGGGAGGACAGUUCGCUCAAUGAGUGGGAUACAGAUGACUUCCGACUGUUCUGCGGGGACCUUGGCAAUGACGUAACAGACGAGGUCUUGAUUAGGGUCUUUGGCAAGUUCCCGUCCUUCCUCAAGGCCAAAGUGGUUCGGGACAAGAGAAGCAACAAGAGCAAAGGCUAUGGCUUCGUUAGCUUCAAGGACCCACAGGACUUCAUCAAGGCCAUGCGGGAGAUAAAUGGCAAGUACGUGGGCAGCCGUCCGAUCAAGCUUCGCAAGAGCACGUGGCGCGAGCGAAACGUCGACAUGGUCCGGAAAAAGACCAAGGAGCGCGAGCGGCUGGGCCUCAUCUAGGCGCUCGUUCGCCGCUCCUGCUUCCGCCGCCGUCCUCUUCUCUCUGUUAUAUAUACUACGCUUGGCCUAUGCCUGUGCGGGACGGAACAGCCGACCGGAUGCCGGCAAGCCAGGUGGCGAGCAGCGGAGGAGUGUCGGAGGCGGACCUUUUCUUCUGUACCAUAAGAACACUGUCCUUGUUUGUUUCUUUGUUUUU
Dermacentor silvarum is the source of this 1563-nucleotide messenger RNA. Its product is annotated as RNA-binding protein 42. Gene Ontology annotation, molecular function: mRNA binding. The transcript is spliced from 6 exons. The coding region runs from base 180 to 1367 and encodes 395 amino acids. NCBI's taxonomy places the organism in Eukaryota, Metazoa, Arthropoda, Arachnida, Ixodida, Ixodidae. The record is from RefSeq and is a predicted model, not a curated record.